AUGAGGCCAAUAAACGGUUCAUCACCUGCCAGUGAGAUUAGGACAUGGAGGUCUCCAAUUCCUUACCUCUUUGGAGGCUUAGCUAUAAUGAUGGCUUUGAUUUCUUUGGCAUUGGUGAUCCUUAUUUGCUUCCACAAAAAGCAUGCUUCUCAAUUAACAGCUGAAGGUGAAAACAUCAAACAUGCAAUACCCCUUAACAUAGAGACUGACUCUGAGCCCAAGAUACUUGUGAUCAUGGCAGGAGAUGACAAACCCACCUACCUUGGUAAACCAAUCACUCCUUCAACUUAUUGUAGCUGUGAAGUUGAACCAAUCACUUCAUCAAGCUCAAGCAGUGAACGAGGUUAA
Messenger RNA from Abrus precatorius (Indian licorice), 348 nucleotides. RefSeq names its product protein GLUTAMINE DUMPER 6-like. The transcript has a single exon. Lineage: Eukaryota; Viridiplantae; Streptophyta; Magnoliopsida; Fabales; Fabaceae. Bases 1 to 348 code for a protein of 115 amino acids. Gene Ontology annotation, biological process: regulation of amino acid export. The record is from RefSeq and is a predicted model, not a curated record.